Molecule: messenger RNA, 1200 nt
Organism: Puma concolor (puma)
Lineage: Eukaryota; Metazoa; Chordata; Mammalia; Carnivora; Felidae
Gene: CIPC
Product: CLOCK interacting pacemaker
Biological process (GO): negative regulation of DNA-templated transcription; negative regulation of circadian rhythm
Cellular component (GO): nucleus
Source: RefSeq, a predicted model, not a curated record
AUGGAGAGGAAAAACCCACCCAGAGAGAGCCCCAGAAGACUCUCGGCCAAACUGGGCAAAGGCACAGAGAUGAAGAAAGUGGCUCGUCAGCACGGCAUGGCAGCUGCUGAGUCAGAUAAGGACUCUGGAUUUUCAGAUGGGAGCUCAGAAUGUCUGAGCUCGGCAGAGCAGAUGGAAUCCGAGGACAUGCUGAGCGCCUUAGGCUGGGGCCGGGAAGACAGGCCAAGGCAGAACUCCAAGACUGCAGGCAGUGCCUUCCCUGCACUGUCCCCGAUGGUUGUCAUGAAGAACGUGCUGGUCAAACAGGGCGGCAGCUCGUCCCAGCUCCAGUCGUGGACCGUCCAGCCCUCCUUCGAAGUGAUCUCGGCUCAGCCACAGCUGCUGUUCCUCCAUCCGCCCGCGCCCGCUCCCGUCAGCCCAUGUCACGCCGGCGAGAAAAAGUCGGACUCCAGGAACUACUUGCCCAUUCUAAAUUCUUACACCAAAAUAGCCCCCCACCCGGGCAAAAGGGGCCUUUCCCUCAGCCCGGAAGAAAGAAGGGAAAACGGGGUGCAGAAGAAAGUCUGCACGGAGAGACUUGGGCCGAGCUUGUCUUCCAGUGAGCCUACCAAGCCUGGUGCCGCGCCCCCCGGGCCCCCCGCGCCGGCACCCCCAGGUGCCAAGCUCGCCGCGGACUCUGCCCCGCAGGGUGUGCCCUCCCUGGUGGCAGGCGGGAGCCCACAGACUCUUCAGCCCGUGUCCAGCAGCCACGUGGCCAAAGCCCCCAGCCUGACCUUUGCCUCCCCCGCCAGCCCCGUCUGCGCGUCAGACAGCACUCUGCAUGGCCUGGAGAGCAGCUCCCCGCUGUCGCCGCUGUCAGCCAGCUACGGCUCGCCUCUGUGGGCCGCGGAGCACCUGUGCCGCAGCCCCGACCUCUUCGCGGAGCAGCGGCGGAGCAAGCACAGGCGCUUCCAGAAUACCCUGGUGGUCCUGCACAAGUCCGGUCUGCUGGAGAUCACUCUGAAAACCAAGGAGUUGAUUCGUCAGAACCAGGCGACUCAGGCAGAGCUAGACCAGCUGAAGGAGCAGACCCAGCUGUUUAUAGAGGCCACCAAGAGCAGGGCUCCUCAGGCCUGGGCCAAGCUGCAGGCAUCGUUAACAUCGGGCUCUAGUCGUGCCGGCAGCGACCCAGAAGCGUUCUCUGACCACCCAGACAUGUAA